CCAACUCCGGUCAAAUCCUCAGGCCCCUUAGCUCCACAACUCCAGGUAGCUGGCCUUAUCACCUCCAGGCCAUUGGGCUCGGGCCCAUUAAGUUCCGGGGCCAGAAGGUCGUCCGGUCACAUUGGCUCGAUGAGCAAAGUGUUGUAUGGUUUGUCGAUGACCACUUUGAGCAAGGAGGUGAAAGUGGAGUUUCAGGUGUCAAACGUGGUGAUUUGGGUGUUCAUGGUGGUGGCAGCGAUGAGGUUGCUAGUGGGUGGGUUUCUAAUGGUGGCCGUCAAGAAAUGGGUGAUGUUGGUGGCGGUGGUGCUCUUUCUGGUGCUGGUGUUGGUGGUUGUUGUCUGGAAUUGUAUUUGGGGAAGAGAAAGGCUACUAGGGUUUGUGAGGAGGUACCUAGAUGUUGAGCUCAGAGGUCCCAUUGACGGACAGUACAUCAAGGUUACAGGGGUAAUCACUUUCCCCAUCUCUCUUAGAUUUUCCUUUCCUUUUUCAUAUUUAUUUAUUUAGUUGCUUGCCCACUCUUAAAAUAAUUGCGUUAUCUUGCUAUUUAAAUUAGAUACCUUCCCAAUUUUUUUAUUGAUAUUACACAAAGAAUUCCAAAAAAGCUCACAUGCUCACAAUCGUUCGAAGAACCUCAAGUUCUGGGCGCUGCCAAUGAUGACCUCAAGCAAGAAAAUACAAAUGGCAGAGAGAGAGCAGAGAGACAAGGAAGAAGGUGUAUAUUUUUACCCCUGUAUUUAACGGACGUUUAACAGAAAAACCACUUAUGGACUCAAUUUGCUAACAAACUAACACCACGAGGGUUUAAAUCCUAAUUUUUUUUUACCAUGGGGACCAUCUUCCGAUUACAUUAGCACCACAGGGACCAUUUAUCCGAUUAUGCCUUUUCUUUAUUUCUUCAUUAAUAACAAAGUUUAGCAUUAUCGUGCAUUUUUAAUGCCAACCCCAGCCGUAUUUUAUUGGAAGUUUUAAUGAAAAACCUGCGGUACUGUUUAUUUUAACGAAAAAUCAUAUUUUUAUACUAAAAAGUCAAACCUGAUACCAUUUACUUUACCUUUUAUUUUAUCUUUAUUGUUAAACCUCAAAGUUUUCAAAAUCUUUUCCUUAGUUUCUUAUUUUAUUUCCCUCUCAAGACUUCCACCAAAUCACCAAGUCUCUGUGCGUCUCUCUCCACCAUCUGCAAACAAAAAUAUUUACUUCAGUUAAUGAUACUCACGUCCCACAUUGCUCAUCUCUCCCAAUUAGAGCCUUUCCCUUUCCUUUCAAUCCAAUUAUCAUCCAACUCUCGCUUUCUACUCUGUAAAACCUUGAACAAGACCAAGCCAAAGAAACAAUCUUUGAAAGCGCUUUCUUUUGUUUUUUAAUCGAGUUAAAGCAAAAGGGUUGCAUUCGUUGCCAGCCAUGACUGAGGUCCUCCAUUCCCCUUCCCAUUUUUCUUCCUCCCCAAGACCCAGCUCCUCUUCUUCUUCCUCUCCUCCUCCUUCCAAUUCUUCCUUAUCCUGCGCACCCCCGUCUUUAUCCGGCCCACCCCGGCCCACCGAAGACGACGACGAUUGCGACUCUGCGGUGACUUACUGUGAGGCGAAGGACCGUGACAAGCGCAGAAGGGAGCAGCUUUCUCUGUUGGCGUUGCUGGUAACCUUUUUCAGGAAAUCUUUGAUUCCUUGCAAGAGUGACAGAAGGGAGUUUUGCGCUAUGGAGAUCGGCUGGCCAACCAAUGUGCGACACGUGGCACAUGUAACCUUUGAUUGGUUCAAUGGGUUCUUGGGUUUGCCUGUGGAGUUUGAACCCGAAGUGCGGAGACCUCCCAGUGCAAGUACAACUGUUUUUGGAGUAUCCACGGAGUCCAUGCAGUUGUCAUACGACUCUAGAGGUAAUAGUGUGCCAACAAUUCUCUUGCUUAUGCAAGGACGGUUAUAUGCAGAAGGAGGCCUUCAGGCGGAAGGGAUUUUCAGAAUUAAUGCCGAAAACAGUCAAGAGGAGCAUGUAAGGGACCAAUUAAAUAGGGGAGAUGUACCAGAAGGCAUUGAUAUACACUGUCUGGCAGGACUGAUCAAGGCUUGGUUUAGGGAACUCCCAGCAGGGGUUCUGGAUUCUCUAUCGCCUGAGCAGGUAAUGCAAUGCCAGUCACAAGAUGACUGUUCCCAGCUUGUGAGGCUUCUACCGCCGACUGAAGUUUCUCUACUGGAUUGGGCCAUCAACCUUAUGGCUGAUGUUGUCCAACAGGAACAUCUAAACAAGAUGAAUGCACACAAUAUAGCCUUGGUUUUUGCACCAAACAUGACUCAGAUGGCAGAUCCAUUGACUGCAUUGAUGUAUGCAGUCCAAGUGAUGAACUUCCUGAUAACACUUAUUUUGAAGACACUGCGCGAAAGGAAGGAUUCUGUUGUAGAGCCUCCCUUGUGCUAUGUAGAACCCUCUGAUGAGGAUGGACACCAGAGCCCUUCACAAUCCUUAAAGGAAGGUAUUGGCAAACUUAAUGAAGGGAAAGAACAGUCGGUGUUCACUAAAGAACCUCGAUCUGGAAGUUCCUCCAACUCUAAUCAAGUCAGUGACCUAACCAAUAGAGAGGCUAGCAGUUUGGUGAGCCUGGUUAAGAAGCUAAAUCCUGAUAACAGUGGGUGUUGCGAUGAUGCGGUGCAAGAUGACUCGUUGGUUAAUGAAAUGGAAGCUGGCAGAGUCUACAACAUGACUUCUGAAGUUCAAGCGCACAACUUCUCUAAGAGCGUGCCUGGUCAAUCGAGUGAUUCAAAUAUCAAAAUGGUGCCUAAAAGACCAAGUGAACAGCAGUCUGUAAUAUGCGGAACAGGGCCUAUUCAGAAGGCUAGGGGAAUCAGCACUCUGAGUCGCAUAGAUUCUACGAUGGAGCGGAUUGAAGCCUGGCGGUGAAGAAAGGCUCGACCCAACAAUUCCGGAUUUAACCGAUUCUACAACAUUGUGUGAAUAUAAAGUUUGGAUGAUUUGCAAGACUGGGAAGAGUGCAUUGUUCAUGUAUGUGUUUUCUGUCUUGCUGGGUGGUGGUUUGCUUAACCUGUUUUGUAUUUGUUAGUAUCAACCGACAUUGUUAAUAGGAGUCUCCAUUGGCGUGGUUCCUGGUGUAUGAGUGUGAUCAAACAUUUCUUUUUACCUUCUCAUUUGGUCAGUGAAAAAUGAAUUCUAGAA
This is a messenger RNA of Pyrus x bretschneideri (Chinese white pear), 3159 nucleotides long. Its product is annotated as rho GTPase-activating protein 1-like. Lineage: Eukaryota; Viridiplantae; Streptophyta; Magnoliopsida; Rosales; Rosaceae. Gene Ontology annotation, biological process: signal transduction. The record is from RefSeq and is a predicted model, not a curated record. Gene Ontology annotation, molecular function: GTPase activator activity.